This is a messenger RNA of Nymphaea colorata (pocket water lily), 1124 nucleotides long. Its product is annotated as cathepsin B-like protease 3. The coding region runs from base 6 to 1010 and encodes 334 amino acids. Gene Ontology annotation, molecular function: cysteine-type endopeptidase activity. The transcript is spliced from 10 exons. Gene Ontology annotation, biological process: regulation of catalytic activity. The record is from RefSeq and is a predicted model, not a curated record. Gene Ontology annotation, cellular component: lysosome. Lineage: Eukaryota; Viridiplantae; Streptophyta; Magnoliopsida; Nymphaeales; Nymphaeaceae.
CUAAAAUGGAUCCGCUACUGUUACAGGUGCUAGCGGCGAAGCAAAUACCGUCAAUUGGCGACGAUGCCAUGCUUCUUCAGGAAUCAAUGGUAGAAUUGAUAAACUCAAAUCCGAAAGCAGGGUGGAAGGCUGCUUUGCCUUCCCGCUUCUCGAAUUACACUAUUGGCCAAUUCAAAUACAUGUUGGGAAUGAAAAAAAUACCCAAAGAUGCAUCACUUUCCUUUCCUGUUGGAUCUCAUGUUGCAAACUCAAAUUUGCCGGCGCAAUUCGAUGCACGAACAGCAUGGCCGCAGUGUAGCUCAAUCGGACGAAUUCUUGACCAGGGUCAUUGUGGUUCGUGUUGGGCAUUCGGUGCAGUCGAAUGUCUCACAGACCGCUUCUGUAUUCAGCUUGAUGUGACCAUUUCACUGUCAGUUAACGAUAUUCUUUCUUGCUGUGGGUCUUCGUGUGGAGAUGGCUGUAAAGGAGGUUGGCUAAUCAAUGCUUGGCAAUACUUUGUCCAAAAUGGUGUUGUCACAGAAGAGUGUGAUCCAUACUUCGAUCCAGUUGGAUGCCGUCAUCCUGGCUGUACAGAAGUAUGGCAAACUCCACAGUGUGUUCAAAAGUGCAAAUCGGAGAAUCAAGUUUGGAGUGAUCAAAAGCACUUUGGUGUGAGUGCUUUCAACAUCCAAUCAGACCCACAAAGCAUUAUGGCAGAGAUCUAUACAAAUGGUCCGGUGGAGGCGGGAUUCGCUAUUUAUCAGGACUUCCCUCUCUAUGAGUCCGGUGUUUACAAACACGUUUCUGGUAAGCUCAUCGGCCACCAUGCGGUGAAGUUAAUCGGAUGGGGAACCACAGAAGAAGGGGAAGAUUACUGGCUUGCUGCAAACUCAUGGAACUCAGGAUGGGGAGAUAAUGGAUUCUUCAAAAUCAAGAGGGGAACGAAUGAGUGUGAGUUCGAGGAGAAUGUGGUUGCAGGAAUGCCGUCACCAAAGAACCUAAACUCAGCCUUGUCUGGAGGACGUGAAUGAUAUAGAGUCACAGUUUUGUUUCUGCAUUCUUCUUGCUUUAUUAGAAGUGAACAAGCAGUGUAUUUCUUACAACUACAACAGAAAGAUGAAAUAAAGAAGCCUCUAUCUUCAUCA